Cyclopterus lumpus (lumpfish) is the source of this 2661-nucleotide messenger RNA. Its product is annotated as PDZ domain-containing protein 7-like. Lineage: Eukaryota; Metazoa; Chordata; Actinopteri; Perciformes; Cyclopteridae. The record is from RefSeq and is a predicted model, not a curated record. Gene Ontology annotation, molecular function: protein binding. Gene Ontology annotation, biological process: sensory perception of sound; auditory receptor cell stereocilium organization. The transcript has 16 exons. Bases 1 to 2661 code for a protein of 886 amino acids. Gene Ontology annotation, cellular component: plasma membrane; stereocilia ankle link complex; cilium.
AUGGCUCACUCGUCGGACCCGUCCCGCAGGGAGAAGACCGCCGGCACCCGAGGGUCACACGCGGCUACACGCAACCUCUUACGGAAGAAGGAGCAGCGGCGGCGUGGAAUCCGAUCCUCCUCGCCCAUGGGCCGGGUCAUCCUCAUCAACUCCCCUGUGGAUGGUGGCGACGACAGCGAGGACCUCCAUACGAUCACGGUGGACAAGAACGUGGACGGCAAGCUGGGCUUCAGCGUGCGCGGGGGCUCAGAGCACGGCCUCAGCAUCUUCGUCAGCAAGGUGGAGGACAACAGCACAGCAGAGGAGGCCGGCCUGCUCGUCGGUGACAAACUGGUGGAGGUGAAUGGCGUCAGCCUGGAGAGCAUCACGAUGAGCAGCGCCGUGAAGGUCCUGACGGGCAACAACAGGCUGAGGAUGGUGGUGAGGCGCGUCGGCAAAGUGCCGGGCAUCCUCUACUCCAAGGAGAAGACCACCUGGGUGGAUUUGAUACACAGGCGUAUGGUGGUGGAGGAGAGCGGACGGACACCUUCGGUCGCCAGCUCUGGAAGCGCCCUCCAAAGGAUCGUCCACCUGUCCACCACCUCCGACGACUACUACCUGGGCUUCAACAUCCGGGGGGGGAAGGAGUUUGGCCUGGGCAUCUAUGUCUCCAAACUGGAUCCGGGUGGCCUGGCGGAGCAGAACGGGAUAAAGAUGGGGGACCAGAUCCUGGUGGCCAAUGGCGUGAGCUUGGAGGACAUCAGCCACAGCAGCGCUGUGGAGGUGCUGAAGAGCCAAACGCACGUCAUGCUGACCAUCAAGGAAGCGGGACGAUACCCUGCUUAUAAAGAGAUGGUGGCGGAGUACAGGUGGCUCAAUAAGCUCGCCAACGGUACUCAGAAAUCUUCGUCCCAGGGGUCGGAGUCCAACUCCUCGGCCUCCUCUCUGUCGUCCGGGACGCCGGUCAGCUCCCUGAGCGGCCUGUCGCAGCUCAUGUUCCCUCCCAGCAUGCCGUUCGGGUCGGACAUGGUGGACGUCUGCAUCUCCACCGAGGACCAGAGGUCAGGGUCGGACCGGACCGAGACCGCCAUGCAGACGGACCUCCCCGAAACCACGCGCAGCCUGGGGCGAACCACUCUGCUCAGAGACACGGUGAUCCGCGGAGAGGAGGAGGAGGAGGAGGAGGAGGAGGAGGAGGUGAAGGUGAAGGGCGGCGGGAGGCAAGAGUCCCCCAAGACGGCCGUGCUGCUGGCUCUCAGCCGACCGAGCCGACCGAUCAGCAGGUCCCAGAGCCAAGUCACCGUGGCAGAGGUCAAGGAGGAGAAGAAGCAGAAGGGGAAGCACCCGGAGGUGGAGAGCACGCUGCAGCGCUCGAAGACCUUCGUCAACUCUCUAUUCAAGGGUGGACGCAAGAGGGACACGUCCAGGGGCCGGUCCAAGUCCCCGUCCAAAGGGGGACGACCGGUGGGCGCGACGCCAAAUCCGGAGAUGCUCGGCGCGGUGGAGGACAUGGCCCGCAGGCUGCUGACCGAGGGGGAGGCGGCCGCCGUGAUGAAGACGUGCCGAAGGUACUUGGCAGAGCGGUCGGUGGAGAACUUGAUCCGCCACCUGCUGGCCGUGCUGGACCGACCUGAGAAGCUGCUGCUGCUGAGGGAAGUUCGGAUGCUGCUUCCUCCUCCCGAUCUGAGUGCAUUCAAUAACGUGGUGACCCCCGUCGAGGUCGAGGCCUACGACAUCCUCAAGUAUCGCUCAAUCCAAACUUCUCCUCUUCGCUCUCCCACAUCCGGCCGAGCACCCAAACGGCGCCUCAUCACUCCCAUCCCGGAUUUCAGGGGAGGCUUCGAGCUCCACAACGCUGAGGAGGUGGAGAAGGAGGGCCACCUGCUGGAUGAGCUGGAGAAGCUGAGUGUGUCCGGGCCCCGGGGAACCAGGGACAGGCCCCCUCUCUCCAGGUGCUUCACCCCGCUGCUGGACAUACCCGUGGACGGGUACGACACCGAGCCCAGAGAUGUCCGGCCCCCGUCCGCCGGCGCCGCGCCGCUCCCCAACUGGCUGCUGGCCCGCGGCCAAGACUCUCGCCCUCCUCUCCGGACGGACAUCGGCACCAUUCGCUCCGUCCACUUCGACGAGGUGUCGCUGCACUCGACCUCGGAGAGGGGACGGUCCCCGUUCAGAAACGGCCACUCCGAAGGCCCAAAGGAGAAAAGUGGAGGGCGGAGUGAAGAUGGCGUGUUCACGCUGCAGGGCGCCGCUCGCGGGAGUCGGCCCUCGUUGGCGCAGGUGUUCAGACCGCGUCCGGACCAGGUGAACGGGCAUCGGGCGUCGGCUCGAAGCGGACUCGACGGCGCUGAGCCCGAGCGGGACUACGAGCUCAAAACCGUCAGCAUCUCCAAGACCAAACAGUCUCUGGGCAUCAGUAUAUCUGGUGGGAUGGAGUCGAAGGUUCAGCCGGUGGUGAAGAUCGAGAAGAUCUUCCCUGGAGGAGCUGCCUCCACCUGUGAAGUGCUCAAGGCUGGAUUCGAGUUGGUGUCUGUGGACGGAGUGUCGCUGCAAGGCGUGACCCACCCGCACGCCGUCGACAUCAUCCGGAAAGCCUUCAGCCACAAGGCCAGAGACCCCAUGGUGUUCGUGGUCAAAGUCCCCAAACACGUUUUGAAAGGAGACUUGAGACUCUCGUCGUGA